AGAGUGUUCAAGAAGGCGAGCCCAAAUGGAAAGCUCACCGUCUAUCUGGGAAAGCGGGAUUUUGUGGACCACAUCGAUCUCGUGGACCCUGUGGAUGGUGUGGUCCUGGUGGAUCCUGAGUAUCUCAAAGAAAGGAGAGUCUAUGUGACACUGACCUGCGCCUUUCGCUAUGGCCGGGAGGACCUGGAUGUCCUGGGCCUGACCUUUCGCAAGGACCUGUUUGUGGCCAACGUGCAGUCUUUCCCGCCGGCCCCUGGGGACAAGAAGCCCCUGACGCGGCUGCAGGAGCGCCUCAUCAAGAAGCUGGGCGAGCAUGCCUACCCUUUCACCUUUGAGAUCCCUACGAACCUCCCAUGCUCUGUGACGCUGCAGCCAGGGCCUGAAGACACAGGGAAGGCCUGUGGUGUGGACUACGAAGUCAAAGCCUUCUGUGCAGAGAACCUGGAGGAGAAGAUCCACAAGCGGAAUUCUGUGCGUCUGGUCAUCCGGAAGGUCCAGUAUGCCCCAGAGAAGCCUGGCCCCCAGCCCACAGCUGAGACCACCAGGCAGUUCCUCAUGUCGGAUAAGCCCUUGCACCUCGAGGCCUCCCUGGAUAAGGAGAUCUAUUACCACGGAGAACCCAUCAGCGUCAAUGUCCACGUCACCAACAACACCAACAAGACAGUGAAGAAGAUCAAGAUCUCGGUGCGCCAGUAUGCGGACAUCUGCCUUUUCAACACAGCCCAGUACAAGUGCCCCGUGGCCAUGGAAGAGGCUGAUGACACAGUGGCACCCAGCUCAACGUUCUGCAAGGUGUACACGCUGACCCCCUUCCUGGCCAACAACCGAGAGAAACGGGGCCUUGCCCUGGACGGGAAGCUCAAGCAUGAAGACACGAACCUGGCCUCCAGCACCCUGCUGAGGGAAGGAGCCAACCGUGAGAUCCUGGGGAUCAUCGUCUCCUACAAAGUGAAAGUGAAGCUGGUGGUGUCUCGGGGCGGCCUGUUGGGAGAUCUUGCAUCCAGCGAUGUGGCUGUGGAGCUGCCUUUCACCCUAAUGCACCCCAAGCCUAAAGAGGACCCCCCGCAUCGGGAAGUUCCAGAGAACGAGGCGCCAGUAGAUACCAAUCUCAUAGAACUUGACACAAAUGAUGACGACAUUGUGUUUGAGGACUUUGCCCGCCAGAGACUGAAAGGCAUGAAGGAUGACAAGGAGGCAGAGGAGGACGGUACUGGCUCUCCACAGCUCAACGACAGAUAGGCUGGGGCCCGCCUCCCUCGGGCAGCCCCAGGUCACUUGUGCUCUAGGAUGCUUAUUCGUCUUCCUGUUCUGGUUUCCUCUCCCCUUUGUUCUUCCGGUUUCUGCCAGGGGGCCCCAGUGGUCUUCCAGGUCACGGUGAUGCAGCUCUGGCCCCAGGACUGGCCCCACAUCAUCAUGCAACAGGACCACAGUGCAUCGCCUGCAGCCUCAUCUCUGCGGUCACUGCUCUGUCCC
Molecule: messenger RNA, 1473 nt
Organism: Cynocephalus volans (Philippine flying lemur)
Lineage: Eukaryota; Metazoa; Chordata; Mammalia; Dermoptera; Cynocephalidae
Gene: ARRB1
Product: arrestin beta 1
Exons: 15
Biological process (GO): G protein-coupled receptor internalization; signal transduction; negative regulation of Notch signaling pathway
Cellular component (GO): cytoplasmic vesicle; plasma membrane; nucleus
Molecular function (GO): G protein-coupled receptor binding
Source: RefSeq, a predicted model, not a curated record